Gadus morhua (Atlantic cod) is the source of this 4211-nucleotide messenger RNA. Its product is annotated as EGF-like repeat and discoidin I-like domain-containing protein 3. The record is from RefSeq and is a predicted model, not a curated record. The coding region runs from base 450 to 1760 and encodes 436 amino acids. Gene Ontology annotation, molecular function: calcium ion binding; signaling receptor activity. The transcript is spliced from 10 exons. Gene Ontology annotation, cellular component: plasma membrane. Lineage: Eukaryota; Metazoa; Chordata; Actinopteri; Gadiformes; Gadidae.
GACAGCGCCCCAGUCGGUUUAAUAGGACCCACAGUGAAUCGCACUUUUCUCGCUUUCGCGCACUCCUUCUUCCUUGAGUCUGAUACCCUCACCAACACUGGAUGAGUCCUUCCGUGCGGCCGAGGAAGCAGCAGCAGCAGCAGCAGCAGCGAUCGCUCCCGUUCUCCAUCGCACCGCUGCGGUAAGCGAGAGGGGGGACACAGCAGGAGGGCACUUCGCUGUCAGUGUCACUUGUUUCUCCUCUCUGGGUGAAACAUCCAGGGGCUGGUCAACCGGACCGACUUUCUCUCAGACGGAGACCACAAAAAAAAGGGACUUAACGCGCCCCACUGGGGGAUCUACGGAGAAUCUGGACGGGUCCCACAUCCAAAAGGGAACAAUCGUAACUUAAGUAGAUUGCUCCGUGAUACAUCGGUGGGGUUUGAAGAGAGCCCUUCUUUUGAGCGAGGAUGGGACCGCUUCUCCUUUCCAUCGUCCUCUGUGUGAGCGCCGCUGUCCCGCACUUGGUGAAAGCAGCAGAUGGUGAGGAACCAACUACACCAGGUCCCUGCCAUCCAAACCCUUGCCACAACAGAGGAAUAUGUGAGAUCAGUGAGAGCUUCAGGGGCGAUACCUUUAUUGGCUACGUCUGCAAGUGUCCACCCGGAUUUAGUGGAAUUCACUGCCAACACAAUGUUAACGAAUGCGAAAGAAACCCCUGCAAAAAUGGGGGCAUUUGCACUGAUCUGGUGGCCAACUACUCCUGUGAAUGUCCAGGGGAAUACAUGGGAAGGAACUGCCAAUACAAAUGCUCCGGGCCGCUGGGCAUGGAGGGCGGUAUCAUUUCCAACCAGCAGAUCACAGCGUCCUCCACCCACCGCGCGCUCUUUGGCCUGCAGAAGUGGUACCCCUACUUCGCACGGCUCAACAAGAAGGGCCUGGUCAACGCCUGGACCGCCGCAGAGAAUGACCGAUGGCCCUGGAUCCAGAUUAACCUGCAGAGGAGGAUGAGGGUCACGGGCCUAAUUACCCAGGGUGCAAAGCGCAUCGGAAGCCCAGAGUACGUCAAGUCGUACAAAGUAGCCUCCAGCGAUGACGGGAAGACAUGGAGGACGUACAAGGUCAAGGGCACGGAUGGGGACAUGAUUUUCAGAGGGAACGUCGACAACAACGCACCCUCUGCCAAUUCCUUCACCCCACCCAUCGAGGCCCAGUAUGUGCGCAUUUACCCUCAAGUCUGCAGGAGGCACUGCACCUUGCGCAUGGAGCUCCUCGGAUGUGAACUGACAGGCUGCUCUGAGCCAAUGGGAAUGAAGUCAGGCCACAUCCAGGACUACCAGAUCACCGCCUCCAGCAUGUUCAGGACACUCAACAUGGACAUGUUCACCUGGGAGCCCGGCAAAGCCAGGCUGGACAAGCAGGGAAAGGUCAACGCCUGGACAGCAGGACGCAGUGACCAGUCACAGUGGCUUCAGGUUGACAUGCUGCUACCGACAAAGAUCACGGGCGUCAUCACCCAGGGAGCCAAAGACUUUGGCCACGUCCAGUUUGUUGGCUCGUACAAAGUGGCCUACAGCAACGACGGUGAGAGGUGGACUGUGUACCAAGAUCAAAAGCAGGGCAAGGAUAAGGUUUUCCAAGGAAACUUUGACAACGACACACACAGAAAAAAUGUGAUAGACCCACCCAUCUACGCUCGCCUUCUCCGGAUCCUUCCCUGGUCAUGGUACGGCAGAAUCACUAUGCGUGCAGAGAUACUCGGAUGCACAGAGGAAGACUGAUCCCAGGCCCCAUCCAGCCCCUUUACCCGAUUCCCCUGCCCUCACACGCCCCUUUACCCCCUGCUAUACUGGUGCAUCCCAGCCAGUGUUUCAAUAUGAACUGUGCAACCUGUACAAAGAAAUUGAUUUACAAUGAUUUUUUUCAAGAAUACGUGUUCAGUGGUGGUGGGUUGCUGUUUGUUUUUUGUUGUUUUUGUACAAUUAUUUAAACCUGCCCCUGUUACACUUGUCUUCUGAUUGUUGUUGUUUUUUUAGUUUUUCAUUUGGUUAGUUAACUUUUUUAUUCAACUAUGUCGUCACAUAAUCAACCACUGUUUAGAUACGCUGCCAUGUAAGCUAUUGUACAGCGAUUUGAACAAAUACAAAUUAAAAAUGAUGCAUCGGACAUACUCUUUAUUUCUUGAACUAUGCUUAAAACCAUCAUACGUUCAUAUCCGUGUUGUGAAAUAUACAGUAUAAAAAAUGUAUUUAAUUUGCAAAAGACACUUGUUCAAGCCAUCCCGUCACCAUGAAAUGACACCACUGACAUCACAACAUCAAAACGAAACAAUUGAAAUGCUCUUGUAUAUUAUGUAAAACACUAAGGAAUUGCAUGGUUCAUAAAUUAUAAAUUAUAGAUGUAUAUUAUGAUGGGAAGAAAGAAGAAGAAAUCCAUCCCCUUAAGAGCAAUGGCUUUUAUUUAGGGACUUAUUUUUAUGUGCAUUUUUUCACUCACUGAAUGAUAUGUCGGGACAGUUUAAACCCUACAGUGAAGAUUCCCAGGCUCGCUGUCUCUAGUUGAAGUGUGUUUGUACUAUCAGUGUGGGAUUCCAUGUUGUUUCAUUUGUAACUAGCUAACUGGUAUGAUAAUGCCUUGUCUGGAAUAUUUUGAACCAGUUUGUCACGUCUUAUUGUCUCUUCAAUACCAUUUCUUGUUUUGAUAAAACGAUCUAUGUUCAAUUUGAAACGCUCAGGAUUGUCAUAUAGAUUCCCUUAAAAUGUAGUUUUAUUUUGCUUUUUUUAGAGCCUGCCUGCAAAACCAAUGUGCAGAUAAAUGUGCAACUACAAAUACCUAUACACAUAUGCAUUUGUUCUGCUACGAUACAAAUUGUAAAAAGUAUUUUGUAUUCUUUUGUAUCAUUUAGGCUGGACAUCCCUUUAUUGUAAAAUAAUUUGAGAAGCAAAUAAAUGAGCUAUAGUCAAAAAUUUACUGAAAAAAUUAACCAAAACAUAAAUAUACAAAACCUACAAGUGGGAGAGAAUGGUAUCGUCUAGAGUCUAGAUGUCAACUAAUGUAUUCAAACUUUCAAAUGAUGUCAGAUUAAACUAUGUGAACCUUCAAAUCAUUUUAACACAAGUCUCAACAAUUAGAAAUACAUUCAUUUAAGAUCAGUGUUUAAUUCAUCUACAUUAGCAGAUGCUUAAUGAAACAUAAUCCACAUUGUACCUUUUUGUAUUUAUUUAAUAAUCACAAUUUGCAACGCAGACAAGGCAAUAUUUGGGCCACAUAAAAUAUGUAUGUACUAUAACUAACAUCUCAAUCUGUAACAUGAAAAUGUUUAUCUAUAAUGGUAUUCUGAUUAACUAUCACAUGAUUAUUGUCAUGGAAAUUAUGACACGAUUACCGAAUUUACCCAGAAAUUUAGAUACCAAAAGAGAGAUUUAUGACUAUUCUAGACCGAGAGGUUUAUCACUAGUCCAAUCAUUGGGUGGGAUAGCUUGGUAAUAUUCACUCAGAUUAUGUUACUGAACUCAUGUUUUGCUAAACAAAAAGGUAGUGUACAUAACCAAUGUAAAAAUGUUUGUGGUGUAGAUUGAUGUUCUUCAGUCUUUGGCACAGUAUACUGUAAACAUCAGUUAAGAAAAAACAUUUGUAUGGGCAUAUUUGGAAGAUACAUUUUCUAUCUUAUCUGUGGACAUUUCCUAAAAGGAAAUGCCUUGAGUUAAAGUUAAAGUCCUACCAUCUCAUUACCAUUAUUAUUUUGUCUACAAUUUAUUAUAGAAACUUGCUGCCUGUGAACAAUUCACAGAGGAGAAUUAUUAACAACCAUUGACAAGGUCUGCAUGAUGUAAGGACUUUAUAUAUAUAUAUAUAUAUAUAUAUAUAUAUAUAUAUAUAUAUAUAUAUAUAUAUAUAUAUAUAUAUAUAUAUAUAUAUAUAUAUAUAUAUACACUAGGUGAGGAGGUUCACAGGCACUUUAUGUUCUUGUUGUCAUUGGUCGUCUUGUGUGUUGAGAAGCUUCAUAUUUCUGCAAAUGAGGGAUGUAAGAAUCUGUUCAUUCUGUGUCUCCCCAUUAAAUGUUCAUAUUUCAUUUGACAUAUCCUUUGUUCAAGUGACAACCACUAUUUAGAAAAUGUACAGAUAAUGUCCUGGUUAAGUCCAAACCUGAAAAUCGGAUUCUGUGUACAGGCGAAAAAAAUGAUGUUGCUUCAAACAUGUUUCAGUUUGACUAAUAAAAACAUAUCUGUGAA